This is a messenger RNA of Lathyrus oleraceus (garden pea), 844 nucleotides long. Its product is annotated as protein LURP-one-related 10. The transcript is spliced from 3 exons. NCBI's taxonomy places the organism in Eukaryota, Viridiplantae, Streptophyta, Magnoliopsida, Fabales, Fabaceae. The record is from RefSeq and is a predicted model, not a curated record. Bases 82 to 771 code for a protein of 229 amino acids.
AAUCUUCUGAUCAUAAACAUAUUGAAAUAUAUUGAUCUUAUAUUUCAAUCUUCAAACACUCUUGAUCUCAUCAUAAUCAUUAUGGCUUACCCUUAUGAACCACAACCUAUGGCUUACCCUUAUGAACCACAACCUAUGGCUUACCCUUAUCAACCACAACCUUCCCCCUCUGAUCCGAUGCUGCCACUCCCCGCCAGCAUAUACGGCCCUCAAUACUGUGCUCCGUAUGCGAUAGAUCUCGCCAUCGUGAGAAAAGUUAUGACAAUUUCAGAUGGAAACUUCGCCGUCACUGAUGUCAACGGCAACAUGGUCUUCAAUGUUAAAGGCUCUCUCGUAACCCUCCGCGACCGCCGCGUCUUGCUUGAUGCCGCCGGCAACCCCAUUACCACCCUACGUCGCAAGAUAGUAACUAUGCAUGAUCGGUGGGAAGCUUUUAGGGGUGAAAGCACAGAAGCUAAAGAUCUUAUAUUUACAUUGAAGAGAUCAUCUCUAAUCCAAUUUAAGACCAAAUUAGAUGUGUUUUUAGCCGGUAACACAAAAGAGGAUGUUUGUGAUUUUAAAGUCAAAGGUAGUUGGCUCGAACGUUCUUGCAUGAUUUAUGCUGGUGAAUCUAACAACAUUGUUGCCCAGAUGCACAAAAAACACACUGUUGAGAGUGUUUUAAUUGGUAAAGACCAAUUCAUGGUUACAGUUUAUCCCAAUGUUGAUUACGCUUUCAUAGUGGCGUUAAUUGUGAUUCUCGAUGAAAUCAACUUGGAUGACGAGGACUGAUUAGAAGGCAUUAAUUAUGAUUAGAAGAUUGAUGUUUGAUGUUUAUUCAUGGUUUAAAUAAUUUUUUUAUUUU